Messenger RNA from Nematolebias whitei (Rio pearlfish), 4158 nucleotides. RefSeq names its product C-type lectin domain containing 16A (gene clec16a). Gene Ontology annotation, cellular component: endolysosome membrane; late endosome. The transcript is spliced from 23 exons. Bases 139 to 3453 code for a protein of 1104 amino acids. The record is from RefSeq and is a predicted model, not a curated record. Lineage: Eukaryota; Metazoa; Chordata; Actinopteri; Cyprinodontiformes; Rivulidae. Gene Ontology annotation, biological process: endosomal transport; endosome to lysosome transport; regulation of autophagosome maturation.
ACCCACAGCCCUGUUCGCCUAUCACCCUCUGCUAGCUAAGGAGAUAUUAUUAGUACGGUAAUGUAGGCGAAAUGGGUAAAUGCGAUUUAUAAUAUUUGCAAUCUUUUAGAAAACAGAAGCCCUCUUAAAACUGCAGCCAUGUUUGGUCGGUCACGGAGCUGGGUUGGAGGACAGGGAAAAACGAAAAACAUCCACUCCUUGGACCAUUUGAAAUACAUGUACCAUAUUCUGACCAAAAACACCACAGUGACUGACCACAACCGAAACCUGCUAGUGGAGACCAUCCGCACCAUCACAGAGAUUCUCAUCUGGGGGGACCAGAACGACAGCUCUGUGUUUGACUUUUUCCUGGAGAAGAAUAUGUUUGUCUUCUUCCUGAACAUCCUGCGUCAGAAGUCCGGUCGCUACGUCUGCGUUCAGCUCCUCCAGACCCUCAAUAUACUGUUUGAAAACAUCAGCCACGAGACUUCCUUAUAUUAUCUGUUGUCAAACAACCACGUCAACUCCAUCAUCGUGCACAAAUUCGACUUCUCCGACGAAGAGAUCAUGGCUUACUACAUUUCCUUCCUCAAGACCCUGUCACUCAAACUAAACAACCACACUGUACACUUUUUCUACAAUGAGCACACUAAUGACUUUGCCCUGUACACUGAAGCCAUUAAGUUUUUCAACCACCCAGAAAGCAUGGUCCGCAUCGCAGUCCGCACCAUCACGCUCAACGUCUACAAAGUAGACAACCAGCACAUGCUGCACUAUAUUCGAGAUAAAACGGCCGUCCCGUAUUUCAGCAACUUGGUCUGGUUUAUCGGCAGCCAUGUCAUCGAACUGGACAAGUGUGUGCAGACGGACGAAGAGCAUAAGAACAGGGGAAAGUUGAGUGACCUGGUAGCAGAGCACCUCGAUCACCUCCACUACCUGAAUGACAUCCUCAUCAUCAACUGUGAAUUCCUGAACGACGUCUUAACGGAUCACCUCCUCAAUCGUCUCUUCCUGCCUCUCUACGUCUACUCUCUGGUCAGUCCUGACAUGUCUGAUGAGCGGAGGAUCAGCCCUCAGGUUUCCCUCUAUCUGCUGUCUCAAGUGUUUCUAAUCAUCCACUAUCAGCCUCUGGUCCACGCCCUCGCAGAUGUUAUUCUCAACGGAGACCUUUCAGUCUUCAGCUCCCAGUCAGACAUGCAAAGCUCACACAAAAACACGGUCAGUGCAGGAGCAGUCCGUCGGUUCAUCAAACCUCUGGAGUCUCUGGAGCAAUCCCUGGAGUUAUCCCGACAUCGAGGCCGCAAGAGAACGCAGAAAAGGCCAAACUAUAAAAACCUGGGAGAGGAGGACGACGAAAGAGCGGGGGAAGGUGGCAGCAGUGUUGGAGGGGAUCUGGAAGAGGGCUGGGCUGACGACAGUGUCAGAGGAGGAGAGAAGGGAAAAGGUACAGAGGGAAUAGGAGGAGGAGGAAGUGGGAGUUCUAAGGGCAGCAGAGCGAGUGGGGAGAUGGCGGAAGAAAUAGAGAUGGUGGUGAUGGAGAAGUGUAAAGUGUCAGAGCUGACUGAACAGAACAUCACUGAUGAAGAGAAGACAGCUGCUGCCACCCGUGCACACACUCAAAGAAGCAGACCGUUCUUGGACAUGGUGUACAGCGCCCUCGAAUGCACUAAUGACGACUACCACGCCCUGUUUGUCCUCUGCCUGCUGUACGCUGUCUCCCACAGCAAAGGUGUAAACCGGGACCUUCUGGAGCGUCUCCAGUUACCAGUUCCAGACCAGGAGAGAAACUCUUACAGCGUGGUUCUUGUAGAAAAACUGAUCAGAAUUAUGAACCAGGCAGUGCAACCAGAUGGUAAAGUGCGCCUUGCUACUCUGGAACUGAGCUGUCUUCUACUGAAGCAGUCUGUGUUAUCUGGAAACUGCUGUAUAAUCAAAGACGUCCAUCUGGCCUGCUUGGAGGGUGCUCGAGAAGAAAGUCUGCUUCUACUGCGAACAUUCUACAAGGGCGAAGAAAUCUUUCUGGACAUGUUUGAAGAUGAAUACAGAAGCAUGACGAGUAAACCCCUGAAUGUGGAGUAUUUGAUGAUGGAUGCUUCAAUCUUGCUGCCACCCACUGGCACCCCCCUGACUGGCAUUGACUUUGUUAAAAGACUGCCUUGUGGAGAUGUGGAAAAGACUCGCCGGGCAAUCCGAGUGUUCUUCAUGCUGCGGUCCCUGUCACUCCAGCUCCAGGGAGAACUAGAGACUCAGCUCCCUCUGACCAGACCUGAAGAUCUCAUUAAGACUGAUGACGUUUUAGACCUCAAUAACAGUGAUCUAAUAGCCUGCAUGGUUGUCAGUAAAGAUGGCAUCCAAGCCCAGAGGUUCCUCGCUGUUGACGUGUACCAAAUGAGUCUGGUUGAGCCAGAAACCAAACGUCUCGGAUGGGGCGUCGUCAAGUUCGCUGGCCUUUUGCAGGACAUGCAGGUGUCGGGCGUGGAGGACGACAGCAGAGCUUUGAACAUUGUCAUUCAUAAGCCCAGCUCCAAUCCCCACGCCAAACCCCUGCCCAUCCUGCAGGCCAACUUCAUCUUCGCUGACCACAUCCGCUGCAUCAUCGCCAAGCAGCGACUGGCCAAAGGUCGCAUUCAGGCCCGACGCAUGAAGAUGCAGAGGAUUGCAGCUCUGCUGGACCUGCCGGUGCAGCCCAGUGCAACGGAGGUGUUGGGUUUCGGUCAGACAGCAAACGCAUCACCCACUGGUCUACCGUUCCGGUUCUACGAACAGUCGAGACGAGCGCCCAACGACCCCACGGCAAACAGAGCUAUGUUUGCUUCUGUUGACAAAGUACCAGGUUUCGCAGUGGCCCACUGUGUGCCACAACACAGUCCCUCACCCCUCUCCUCCCCAUCACCCACCUCCAGUGGGAGUGGAAGCACAGGGAGAUGUGACUCUGUAACUGCAAGCACUAUUUCAGCUCAGAGCCCUACAGAUGACGCUGCGUUUUUGGAGCGCACCCCAUCUUCCUCUUCAGGUGGAGAAGGUGAGGAAGUAAUGCGAGUUUCCUCAGCUCCUCCGACCCUGGCGCCGAGCCUCACUCCGGCCUCCCAGCCCACAAUCUCCCUCCUCUCGGACAGCAACGCAGACGCCCUGAGCGUAGAGUCGCUCACGCUGUUGCCUCCUGCGGACUCGCCCCACCUGCAUCCCCUCCCUUACUCCCUUCAAAGACUAAACGCCUCCAUCGCAGAGGAGGAGGAUGGUUUCAGAAAAAUAGACGAGGAUGAUGGGUCACCAACGAAUGAAACGGAUACGACCGUACAAGAUGAAACCACUGAAACGAAUGAGACGGUCACACCCACUGAUGAAGCUUCAGAGGCAGCAGACAAGCCGCAGGUCGAGGAUGCUCUUGUCGACAGUAUGACGGCGACAGAGUCCUUGAAGAGACAAGAGGCAGAGAUACGCACUGAAACACCCGAGUCACCAGAGCUGGAUUAACUAACCUGCACAAAAUUAUUUAUACACACACACACACACACACACACACAGGUCUAGCCCAUCCUGUUCAGCUGCUGUAUAUUUUGAUAGGCAGUGUGUGAUGUAAAUAGUCUUAAGAAGUCUUAAGGCAUCUCAUCGUCUGUGUUUGCACAUGAAGAAAGUCACUUUCUGCUCAGAAAACAAAGGACAAAUUCCAGUAGAACUCCAAGCACAUCAUCUUUUCUGACGCUUCAGUGUCGAGUCACGUUCUUAUCACACAAACGUCAACCAGCAAAGACUUGUACUCGAUCUGAUUCUGUAUGAAUAAACUCCAACUCACGUACAUGCUAAUGCUGCAACUGUCCGUUCACACAGUCCCUGCUAUGUUCAAACCAACAUGGUGUUCACAGAAAACGAUGAGUUGCACUCGUCGUUUCACUGUUAUACGUCUCAUCUGUGAACAGUUGUCGCCAUGGGUUUCUUGUGUGUUCCUAUGUGAUUUAAUUGUUUAACCCACAUGGAAAUUCACCAUAAUUUCUUGUUAAUCAACUCAUGACAAAGUCUUCUGUUAUGAGCUCAUACCCAGUUUGUUGUAACUCUUCCACCGCUGCCAGACAUUUGAAUUUACUGAUCGGAGCACAUGCUGAUGUGUGUGAAGGCAGCUUUUUAAAUGUGAUUGUUACCUGAGGCGGGUGUGAUGAUUAUUUAUGUAACAGCAACCACAAG